AAAUGGCUUCUCCCCACCCCGGGGGCGACCCGCCCAGCGGCAGCGGCAACGUAGACUCCUCUAGUACGCAGUACCCAUGGCUAUCUACGAGGAGGUGAGCGUGUCGGGCUUCGAGGAGUUCAAUCAGGCUGUGAAGCAGCACCUGGGCAAGACCAUUUUCGCCUACUUUACGGGUUCUAAGGAUGCCGAAGGGAAAAGCUGGUGUCCCGACUGCGUGCAGGCGGAACCAGUUGUUCGAGAGGGGCUGAAGCAUGUUAGUAAAGAAUGUGUGUUCAUCCACUGCCAAGUAGGAGAAAAACCUUAUUGGAAAGAUCCAAAUAAUGACUUCAGAAAACAACUGAAAGUAACUGCAGUGCCUACACUAAUUAAAUAUGGAACGCCUCAAAAACUGGUAGAAUCAGAGUGCCUUCAGGCCAACCUUGUGGAGAUGCUGUUCUCUGAAGAUUAAAUUUUAAUGAUGGCAACUGUAUCUUGAUUUCCUGGUUUGCUCUAGUAUAAAUAAUGACUUUAUUUUAGCAGUAAAUAAAUGAUAUGAAAAUUUGCAUUCAAUUUAGCAGUAAAUAAAUGAUAUGAAAAUUAGCUUACGUCUAAACAAUAAAGAAUGCUUUUU
This is a messenger RNA of Ictidomys tridecemlineatus (thirteen-lined ground squirrel), 610 nucleotides long. It is a transcript of the gene Txndc17, whose product is annotated as thioredoxin domain containing 17. The record is from RefSeq and is a predicted model, not a curated record. Gene Ontology annotation, molecular function: protein-disulfide reductase [NAD(P)H] activity. Gene Ontology annotation, cellular component: cytosol. NCBI's taxonomy places the organism in Eukaryota, Metazoa, Chordata, Mammalia, Rodentia, Sciuridae.